UCAUUUUUAAAAUGUAUAACGUUCAACAAUUUCAUUGCAUAAAUGAAGCUUAGUAAACAUGUAAGCAAGCAGUCUAGUACUCUUAUGUCAGAUUAAUACUAAUUUGGAGGGCAAAGUGUGACAUAAUGUUUGAAUUCUGUUACCUGAUAGAAUUGAGCAACUUCAGAAUUUCAGGAUGUAAACUAUGGAGCAGGAAUUGGAAGUGAGGGCCACAAACAUUGGCUAAAGAGGAUGUCUGGGCUAAAGCUUCUUCAUUCACAUUGCUCAGAUUUAAAGUUCUUUAAUAUUCUAUCUCUGGAGGAUAGAGAUUCAUCCUCCAUGACUGACAAUACUAUAGUAAUUUGUCCAAACGAACCAUUCUUCAUAUUUAAUCUAGGCAGUGAGAGUUACAAGGUUAUGUGACUGUUAGUUGAGGUUAUUGGAUUACAAUUCUGCCCAAUCUACUCUCGUUCGAUUUCUCCCUCUCCCCAUUUGGUGAGAUCCAUUGAAUUUACCCGCAGCUUAUUAUCUUUCAACCUUGAUGUUCUGCACAACAACAUACGGUUUCUGAUAAUAAAAAAACAAAUAAAUUAAAUACAUAGUUGAAAAAAGUAAGGGUUCUUGAUCAAAUGCCUCAUUGGUUACCUUUUAGAUAUUACUUUCUAAUGUCUUAAACCUUGUGAAGACAGUAUUCCAACGAUGGUGAGAUAAGUCCUUGAUUCAAUAGUAAAUGUUAGUAGCAAACAUCCAUGUAUCAGCUGAGCUGUAAUUAGCAACGGUGUUGGCAAAACACUUUUUUGUCUGUUGCUGUCUUUAAUAACAUGAUACGAGGAUCAUGUGAUGUUUGCUUUCUGAAGACAGUCCAAAUGUUGUUGUCAGAGUGCGUUGGUUGAGAGAGCAGUAUAAGCCAUGUUUGAAGAAGGCGAGUUUGACAUUAAUAUACAGGAAGCAAAUGAAUUAUCAGUCAGUUCUGGCUUACCACACAGGUUGAGGAACAUAUUAUACGGAAAUCACAUCUGCCAUAACUUUCAAGGAGGGUCUUGGGCUGACCGGUCUCCCCUCCAUGAAGCUGCAUAUCAAGGAUGCCAAUUGUCCCUGAAAGCAUUAAUUGCCCAGGGAUUCAGUGUAAACUUAAUAACAAUAGACCGCAUUACUCCUCUCCACGAAGCCUGCCUUGGUGGUCAUGCUGCUUGUGUAAAGGUUUUACUUGAGAACGGGGCUAAGGUAAAUGCAAUUACCAUUGAUGGAAUCACUCCACUGUUUAAUGCCUGCUCCAUUGGCAGUGCUGCAUGUGUCACUGUUCUUCUACAAUAUGGAGCCAAAGCACAGCUGGAAUGUCACUUGACUUCGCCCAUUCAUGAAGCAGUACGUAAAGGUCACAGAGAUUGCCUUGAGAUCCUCCUGGGCCAUGGAGUGGACAUUGAUCAGGAAGUUCCUCAUCUAGGCACACCACUUUACAUGGCUUGUGACUUCCAACAAACCGAGUGCGUGAGAAAACUUUUAGUCUUGGGAGCCAGUGUUGACACUGGCAGGUAUAUGGACUCACCUCUUCACGCUGCAGCUAGAAGAAACAGUGCACAAAUAAUCCAUUUGCUAAUAGACUGUGGAGCAGAUACUGAAGCUAAGAAUGAGGAAGGAAAACGGCCUGUGGAACUGAGCACAGCAAACAGCGCUGUCGAAAAAGCAUUCUUACUCCGUGAAGGUCCCGCUUUCCUAACACAGCUGUGCCGUCUACGUAUACGGAAGUGCUUGGGAAGACUGAGACUUCACAUGAUAUCAAGACUUGAGCUUCCAGAAAGGAUGACGGAAUUUCUUCUUUACCGGUAGCAAACUCGAGCCUGAGGAGUGGUUCCCAACAAGAUUUUAAAAAUUCCUUGUCUCAUCACGUGAUGCUGCAGGGAUUUUAGAGGCAACGAGUGCCUUUAAUGGUGACUCUAUAUGCACUGGUUGUACAAUUAAUCCUCUGAAUCCUUUUAGUAGUUGCUUUACUAGAUGCAUUAUACACUCCAUGUAGUACAUUGAUCAAUUGGGUUGAUGUAAUCUCCUUUACGUGGCAAAUUUUUCAGCUCUUUCCCUGCGGGCUUAUAGAAAAAUGUAAUUUAAAAUGUAAAUGUGGUGUAGCUCAGUGGUUAG
Callorhinchus milii (elephant shark) is the source of this 2112-nucleotide messenger RNA. RefSeq names its product ankyrin repeat and SOCS box protein 11. The transcript is spliced from 7 exons. Bases 889 to 1806 code for a protein of 305 amino acids. Gene Ontology annotation, biological process: positive regulation of protein catabolic process; intracellular signal transduction; protein ubiquitination. The record is from RefSeq and is a predicted model, not a curated record. Gene Ontology annotation, molecular function: protein binding. Lineage: Eukaryota; Metazoa; Chordata; Chondrichthyes; Chimaeriformes; Callorhinchidae.